UGUGCCAUCACCUUGCUGAGACAUUAUUCCGACUAUGGCUCCCUCGCUCUUAGAUCUGUUUGCUUCUGCGUCCUGUGGCUCGGUGCCACUUCUGAAGCUACAUGCUGCGCUAUAUAAGAGACCCCAGCAGCUUCAAGCAGCUGGGAACGCUUGUACUGUGGUCCAACUCAGAAGCAGCGUGCAGGAAACUCUGGUGACUCCCUUCCAGGGAAGACAGUUAUCUCCAUUGCAGGGCAGGGGGCUCUGCAAGUGAAGGGACAGCACCUGCUCCUGAACCAAACAAUGAUCCUAGCAGAAGGAUGGAUCUUUUCUCUUCUCCUCCUUGGAGCCACCUCUGUUCCAGGUGAGAGGACUCUGAAGCAAUCCACCAGCAGGAUCCGGAUGGGACAGAGACCCCUCAGGGCAUUUGCAAGGCACAAUGCAACGAGUACUUUGCUGCAAGAUUCAAAAAAGUAUUGGUCUCCAUGGUCGAAAUGGAGCGAGUGCUCAGCAAAGUGUGGCCAAGCCGGUGUUCAGAAGCGCACCAGGACCUGCCUCGCUGAACGCCUCUGGGGUCUGCACUGUAAUGACGCGACUGAGGAAGGGCGGCUCUGCACUGGACAUGCUUGCUCAGCCUGCAACAUCACUUGCACCAUGGGCCACGUGAAUGCCGACUGCGAUGCCUGCAUGUGCGAGGACCACGUGCUACACGGGAUGGUCUCCCUACCAGACGGUGCGCCAGCCACUGACGCCGCGAUCUACCUGCAGUCCAAGGAGAUGAAACUCUUAACCAGGUCAGACAGAAAAGGGAAGUUCUGGAUUCCUGGAGUGUGCCCGGAUGGCAAAAACAUUCUUAAAAUAAAACAGGCCAAAUACGCAACUGCUACUAUCACCAUGCCCAAAAGCUCCAAGAGACUCUCAACAAUCAAGGUGCACCUGAAAAGAGCAGGCAAACCAUACCUUGUAAAGAAUCCGGUGGACAAAGCAAGAAGAGUUGGGCAAAGUGUGGCACUCUGCUGUGACGCUGUUGGGGAUCCUUCGCCUGAUCAAUAUAUCUGGUAUCACAAUGGGACUUUGCUGGAUUCCUCUGUGUAUAAAUAUGAUAAUAAGCUGGUGUUAAAGAACGUGAAGGCAAACCAGGCAGGAGAGUAUUUCUGCAAAGCUAGCAAUGACGCAGGAGCUGUGAAAUCCCAACCCGCCAAACUUUCUGUAAUAGCGAAACAUGAAGCGGCCUGCAAUCCCAGACCCCACAGCUACCUCAUUCGACUCCCACACGACUGCUUUCAAAACGCAACAAACUCUUUCUACUAUGAUGUUGGUAAAUGUCCAGCAAAGACAUGUGCCGGGAAGUUAGAGAAAGGACUCCGAUGCAGAGACCGCGUUGCUUACUGCUGCGGGGUCUCUAAAAUGGAAAUGCGGGAGAUUUUGUGCAGUGGCUACACACUUCCUACUAAAGUCACCAUGGAGUGCGACUGCAGAAAAUGCACCGAAACCAAGGUGACUGUUCGGGGAAGAGCCAUAGCUGCAGAUAAUGGUGAACCUAUGAGAUUUGGCCACAUAUACAUGGGGAACACCAGACUCAGCAUGACUGGCUACAAGGGAACCUUCUCCAUCCACAUCCCAGCAGACACCGAGAGACUGGUGCUCACCUUUGUUGACCGCCUCCAAAAAUUUGUGAAUACAACAAAGGUUCUGCCGUUCAAAGAAAAGGGAGGAGCUGUUUUCCAUGAGAUCAAGUUGCUCAGAAAGAAAGCCCCCGUUACUCUAGACUCCGCUGCAACCAACACGAUCCCCUUGGGGGACAUGGUCGGAGAUGAUCCGAUAGCUGAACUAGAAAUUCCUCCCAACACAUUUUACAGGCAGAAUGGAGAACUCUACAUGGGCAAAGUCAAGGCCAGCGUGACGUUCCUUGACCCAAGAAAUGUCUCCACCGCCAGCGCGACACAAAGUGACCUGAACUAUAUAAAUGAGGAAGGUGACAUGUUCCCGCUGCGCACGUAUGGCAUGUUCUCAGUGGACUUCACUGAUGAAAGAGGCACGGAGUCUCUUAAUGCGGGCAAAGUAAAGGUCCACCUUGAUGCCACUCAAGUCAAGAUGCCAGGGCACCUAAAGAAGAUGAAACUGUGGUCACUGAACCCAGAGACGGGAUUAUGGGAGGAAGAAGGGGGCUUCAGACUUGAAAAAAGCAGGCGUCGCAAACGGGAGGAAAGAACAUUUUUGGUUGGGAAUAUGGAAAUCAAAGAGAGGCGGCUUUUCAACUUAGAUGUGCCAGAGAGCCGGAGGUGCUAUGUCAAAGUACGAGCCUAUAGAAGUGAAAGGUUUCUGCCAAGUGAACAGAUUGAGGGGGUUGUGGUAUCAGUGAUCAACAUGGAGCCACAGGCAGGUUUUGCAUCCAACCCAAGAGCCUGGGGUCGUUUUGACAGUGUGGUCACUGGUCCCAAUGGGGCUUGCCUACCAGCUUUCUGUGAUGAUCAAAACCCAGAUGCCUACUCAGCUUACAUCUUGGCAAACCUCGCGGGAGAAGAACUUGAAGCUGUGCCCUCUUCCCCCAAACUCAAUCCAAAUGCCAUUGGCGUCCCACAGCCAUAUCUCGAUAAGCUGAACUACCAGAGGACUGACCAUGAGGAUGCUAACGUUAAGAAAACAGCCUUCAGGAUCAGCAUGGCUAAACCGCAACCAAACACUGCAGAUGAGAGCAAUGGCCCCAUUUAUGCCUACGCAAACCUAAGGGAAUGUGAGGAAGCUCCAUAUAGCGCAGCCCACUUUAGAUUUUACAGAGUUGAAGGAGGCGAGUACGACUACAACACAGUUCCCUUCAAUGAAGAUGACCCUAUGAGCUGGACCGAAGACUACCUAGCUUGGUGGCCUAAGCCCAUGGAAUUCAGGGCCUGUUACAUCAAAGUAAAAAUAAAUGGCCCCCAGGAAGUGAACAUCAGAUCUCGCAACAUGGGCGGCACGCACCCGCACACGGUUGGCCAGCUUUAUGGCAUCAGAGACGUACGCAGCAUUCGCGAUGUAGACCAGCCCAACCUUUCAACGGCCUGCCUGGAAUUUAAGUGCAGCGGUAUGCUCUAUGACCAAGACCGUGUGGACCGCACGCUUGUACGAAUCAGUCCCCAAGGCAGCUGUUACAGAGAAAGUGUCAACAGCAUGCUCCAUGAGUACCUAGUCAAUCAUCUUCCCAUGGCUGUGAAUAACGACUCAAGUGAGUACACCAUGGUGGCUCCUCUUGACCCUCUUGGCCAUAAUUAUGGGAUCUACACAGUGACAGACCAGGACCCUAGGAUAGCCAAGGAAAUAGCUCUGGGAAGAUGUUUUGAUGGCACAUCUGAUGGUUCUUCUAGAGUGAUGAAGAGCAACAUAGGCAUAGCAUUAACUUUCAACUGCGCAGAAAGAAAUGCUGCACAGCAAAGCUUAUUCCAGUCUCUGAGGAAUUCGGGCCAGCGGUCCCCACGAGGUUUCCAAAGAGACUGAGCGAGGCUCAGAAGGCAAUGAGGGAGCCACGCUGGUCGGGACACAGGGAGAGGAAUUAGCCUAAGCAGAAGUUCAACAAGAGCUCAGUAUUCACCUGCACAUUAGAAACAUACCAAACCACCAAUAAAUAACCCAUAACUGAUACAAUAUAGUCUAAAGAUAUUAUCGACCUGCAAAUACGCUCAUAUAAACAUAUAAGCUCUAAAGAAGCUAGGCAGCCUUACUGAAUUUCUCAUGACAUAAUAAAGGUGCAUAAACAUCUGAUUUUUACAGUCUGCCCCGAAGGAAAGGUAUGAAGCAAAAAAACAUUUGAGGCCAGGAGCAUUAGAGGCUUAGCAUCCUUUACUAAAUGCAACCACCAUAAAAUCCUUCUGUCUGAUAUGAAACAGCUUCACACUUUAGAAUAAAGGGGAAAAAAUCCCGAGGUUAAAUAUUGUACAUAAAAUAUUGUCCGGUGUGCUAAAGACUUUGCCAGCCCAAGUACAUGGACAGUAGUUGAUGACAACUAAAGGACAAAACUGACUUCUUCAUACUGAAUUCAACUGCAAGAUUUUGUACUUGAAAUGUAAAUAAUAUUUUUAUUUAUUUCCCUGCUCAUUUUAGAUCUACUGUAUGGAUGCAUUGCUAAAUCACACAGUGCACUUACUUUAUUUCGCAUAAUUUGCAGAAUCUGGGAAAAAAUAAAUAAGUCACAUGGGUUUUUCAGCUUCACUUGGCCAAAGUUCCAGCUCUGUUUUGCUUUUUGCAUUAUCCAAGCUGAGUCCCCAUUCCACACUAGAGCAGAGUAAUAAAAAGAUCAUUUUUGUA
Molecule: messenger RNA, 4260 nt
Organism: Gavialis gangeticus (Gharial)
Lineage: Eukaryota; Metazoa; Chordata; Crocodylia; Gavialidae
Gene: CILP
Product: cartilage intermediate layer protein
Exons: 8
Coding region: 283-3453 (1056 amino acids)
Source: RefSeq, a predicted model, not a curated record